AGACUUCAAACGCAACCUAUACCAAACCCUGGACAACAACCAUUAUAUUCCAAUAUGUUAGAUUGUGGAACAACAACGCCUUUAGUUGGAGUUGGAGCAUGUGUAUCAAUUCAAUUUACAGUAUUAGAACACAUGAAACGUUAUUUUAAUGAUAGGAAUGUAAAUAAAGAUUUUAUGCUGACAAAUUCACAGUUAUUUUUAUCUGGAGCAGCUGCAGGAAUAGCAAAUUCAGUUAUUUCCGGUCCGAUAGAGAAUAUUCGCACACGCCUUCAAGUCCAAAUCACGCCUACACAAGCAAACUCUGUUAAAAAGCCUAUGUUAUAUUCUGGACCAAUUGAUUGCAUUAAAAAAAUUUAUUCUGCACAUGGAAUGCGUGGAAUUUAUAAAGGACAAUCAAUGACUAUGGCGCGUGAAUUUCAUGGAUAUG
This is a messenger RNA of Racocetra persica, 427 nucleotides long. Lineage: Eukaryota; Fungi; Glomeromycota; Glomeromycetes; Diversisporales; Gigasporaceae. The record is from the annotation of a GenBank genome assembly.